This is a messenger RNA of Tribolium madens (black flour beetle), 1086 nucleotides long. RefSeq lists its product as uncharacterized. Lineage: Eukaryota; Metazoa; Arthropoda; Insecta; Coleoptera; Tenebrionidae. Gene Ontology annotation, molecular function: protein binding. The transcript is spliced from 2 exons. The coding region runs from base 25 to 963 and encodes 312 amino acids. The record is from RefSeq and is a predicted model, not a curated record.
CAAAAAUAUAGUGUAUUUGUGACAAUGCCUUCGUAUGAAACUCAUCUUCGCAUAUUUAAUAACACGGUUACCGAUAUUUUAACAACAUCCGUUUCCGGAACAGACAACUAUGAUUGGGAUGGUAGAUCACGACCUGACAACAAUUUUGUUGGUGUUUUUAUUGGCGCUAAAACAUCAGAACAAAGAAGAGCUGAAGUUAAUAGAUGGGCAAAAAAUUGUCCUUUCACCAUGACUCUUCAUUUUCGAGAUGGGACUAUCGACACAUUUAGAGUAAAUCAAAAGGCUGCUAUAGAAAUCGAAAAUACGGAACAACAAUUACAAGAAUACAAAGCUGAGAAGUUGAAGAAAGAAGGAGAGGCAUCUGCUAAACAAAAACAAUACGAAGCUGCAAUGAAAAAUCUUGAUGAGGCUUUAAAAUUAACUCGUAAUAGUAAAACUAUUGCAGAUUGCAAAGCCCUUCAAGGAGAAGUCUUGAUGGCUCAAGCCUGGGAUUUGGAAUCCAAAGAAAGUGCUGCUCUUGCAGAGGAAAAGUUUAAAGAAGCUAAAGAAAAGUUUACACAAGCUGGUAAUCACAUAUGUGUGAGUCUUGUCAACUUGAAACUGGAAGCAAAUAAACUUUUCAAUGAGGCAAACAAGCUGGAAGAGGAAGCUUUUACUUUCUUCAAAAACGCAAAAAAUGGGGAUGAGCUCAAUUCGGCCCAGGAUAAAUAUAAAGAAGUUUUGGCUAAAUAUGAAGAAGCAAAGAAGAAAUUCGAUGAAGGAGUCAAGAGUGAUAAAGUUAAUUUUGAAGAGUGUGCUACAUUCGUUAAAUCUCAGAUCGAACAAGUGCAGAAAGUUAUAACAGAUAUUGAGAAAACAGAACUGAAUUAUAAUAUGAAUCAAGUGCAGGUUAAUGAGGAGAAGAAGAAGGAAGUUGGAGAAGAUGAAGUGAAUCAAAAUUUACAUGAAGAAAGAGAUGGGUGAACAAAAAUUAAAAGGACAAAAGCAAGAUAAUGUAAUACAUAUUUUACGAAUAUAUUAAAUUUAUAAAUAAUGAAAUUCAAAAAUAUUUAUAUGCAAUUAAUGGAUAUUUAGAUAUUUUAUUAA